Messenger RNA from Salvelinus fontinalis (brook trout), 2126 nucleotides. RefSeq names its product bone morphogenetic protein 7-like. The record is from RefSeq and is a predicted model, not a curated record. Gene Ontology annotation, molecular function: cytokine activity; growth factor activity. Gene Ontology annotation, biological process: SMAD protein signal transduction. Gene Ontology annotation, cellular component: extracellular region. The transcript has 7 exons. Lineage: Eukaryota; Metazoa; Chordata; Actinopteri; Salmoniformes; Salmonidae. Bases 181 to 1467 code for a protein of 428 amino acids.
GAGCACACUCCAACAGCAAUCCCGAGUGGUGUGCAGAUGAUGUGUGGCUGAUGUUUGAUUCAGUUUCUAAAGUAAAAUCAGGGUCUAAACUCGUCCUCCAAUGCAUGCGGAUUUGAGACAAUAAUUUUAGAUAGCCUAUCUCUACCCUUAUAUGAAUCAAUUACGCGGAUUAAUUUGAUAAUGGUGGUUUUAUUGCAUCUACGUGCGUCGGCGAUGGUUCUUGCAUGGGGUUAUUGUAUUUUGGCCGAGACAACUUUUUCUAACUUCACUCUGGAUAACGAAGUUCAAUCAAGCUUCAUCCAGCGCCGUCUGCGGAACCAGGAGCGCCGGGAGAUGCAGCGAGAAAUCCUCUCCAUCCUGGGGCUGCCCCACCGGCCCCGGCCGCACAUCUACACCAAACAAAACGCAGCCCCGAUGUUUAUGCUGAAUUUGUACAACGCUAUUUCCACGUAUGGACAACAACCCGCCGGCUUCUCAUAUUAUAAACCCGUCUUCACUACCCAGGGACCCCCGAUGGUGACCCCCCAAGACAGCAGUUUCCUCAAUGACGCGGAUAUGGUGAUGAGCUUUGUCAAUAUUGCUAAGCUGGAUCAGGAUGUCCUGUCAUCUCAGCACAACAGGGAAUUCCGCUUUGACUUGUCCCGGAUCCCAGAGGGAGAAGCUGUCUCCGCUGCAGAGUUCCGAAUCUAUAAGGACUACAUCAGAGAACGCUCUGAGAAUGAGACCUUCCACGUGAGCGUGUACCAGGUGCUACAGGAGACUUCUGACAGUAGUGACGACUACCUGUUUCUUCUGGACACGCGGGUGGUGUGGGCUGCAGAGGAGGGCUGGCUUGUGUUUGACAUCACGGCCACCAGUAACCAGUGGGUGGUGAACCCGGACCAGAACCUGGGCCUACAGCUGGCUCUGGAGAGUAUGGACGGUCAGAGUGUGAACCCCAGACUAGUGGGGCUGCUGGAGGGCAGUGGGCCCCAGGACAAGCAGCCCUUCAUGGUGGCCUUCUUCAAGGCAACCGAGGUUCGCCUCCGCAGCGUCCGUUCUGCCCACGGCCACAAGGGGCGCAACCCCAACCGCUCCAAAAAACCCAAGACUCCCCAGGAUGCACUGAAGGUUGCUGAGGCUGCAGCAGAGAACCUCAGCACAGACCCGAAACAGGGAUGUAAGAAGCAUGAGCUGUAUGUCAGCUUCAGAGAUCUGGGAUGGCAGGACUGGAUCAUUGCACCAGAGGGCUACGCAGCAUACUACUGCCAGGGCGAAUGUGCCUUUCCUCUGAACUCCUACAUGAACGCCACCAAUCAUGCCAUUGUGCAGACUCUGGUCCACUUCAUAAACCCAGAGACAGUGCCCAAACCCUGUUGUGCCCCCACCCAGCUCCAUGGCAUCUCAGUCCUCUACUUUGACGACAGCUCCAACGUCAUCCUGAAGAAGUACCGCAACAUGGUGGUCAGAACCUGCGGCUGUCACUGACCACCAUCAGACCUCCCCCUCUCAGGAUACACGGGGGCUAGUAGAGGAAGAUAAGGAAGAGGGGAUGGUGCAGGGAAACUAAUUUACUGCCUGAUCUAUAAGGACCUGUUGCUUCAGGACUUGCAGGAAGACCAACUUCCUUUAUUAUUGGCUGCGAACUGACAAGUACAUAAAGUACUGGCAAAGAUGUUCUACUUUAUUGCCUUGGUGCAUUGAAACAAGUAGAGCCAUAUUGCCUUAGUGCAACUGCAAAGAGGAUCUUUGGCAUCUGGACUGUAUACACUACAUGGUGCAUGACACACAGGAUCAAGAAUGCUCAUCUAGAGACCAUAAUAGAAUUCCCAGUCAAUACCAGGGAGGAAUGAAACAUCAGACACUGAACUGUCGUCAAUUUAUUUAUAAGCUCAUUUUACUUCAGUGAUCAAAGUUAAGGAAAGUGUUGAUGAAUACAAAAAGUCAGCCCCUAGGACAGAGGCAUGAGACUCAAAUGAAAUGUUAGAGAUGCUCAAUAACUGAUACAAAUUUAGAAUUGAGCAAUUGUUUGUCCAUGAGCAGACAUUUUACAGUGUCUUUUAAAAAGAUAAUUUCUGCUGUGUGCACUCAGCGUCUCUGUGUAAAAACAUUGCAUAUGAUUGCAUUAAACGGUCUAUAAAAAUGUG